Molecule: messenger RNA, 858 nt
Organism: Fulvia fulva
Lineage: Eukaryota; Fungi; Ascomycota; Dothideomycetes; Mycosphaerellales; Mycosphaerellaceae
Product: putative catechol O-methyltransferase 2
Exons: 3
Coding region: 1-858 (285 amino acids)
Molecular function (GO): O-methyltransferase activity
Source: RefSeq, a predicted model, not a curated record
AUGCCAGACUUCGAUCAAACCAAGGCUUACGUCGAGCAAGAAGACGUCUUCUUCGACGAUGGCCGCGAGAUCGAAUUGUUGCAUUUCAUCUACGACCUGCCAGAGAUUGAUGAGAUCCGUGGCAACCCCAAGAAAGUGCUCGAAGCCAUUGACCAAUUUGGUCGCAAAAAGAAGUACCUCAUGAACGUUGGCGAAGACAAGGGCAAAAUCGUGACCGAUCUGAUUGCGGAAGUUAAGCCGCAGACUAUGGUCGAGCUAGGUGGCUACAUCGGCUACUCCUGCAUCCUCUUCGGCGACGCAGUCCGCAGAGCCGGCGGCAAACGCUACCACAGCCUCGAACGCAACCCCGAAUUCGGCGCCGUGAUUUCCUCCCUCGUCGACCUCGCCGGCCUAGGCGACAUCGUCAAAGUGGAAAUCGGUUCCUCCGACGCCUCCAUCAAGCGUCUCCACGAGCAAGGCCAGCUCAAACGCAUCGACCUGAUGUUCCUAGACCACUACAAGCCUGCCUACACCACGGAUCUCAAACUCUGCGAGGAGCUGAAGCUGGUGACUCCUGGAAGCGUGCUGGCUGCUGAUAAUGUGAUUAAGCCGGGGAAUCCACCGUAUUUGGAGUAUGUGAGGAGUACGGUGGCGCAGAAGCGCGAGAAGGCGAGUCAGAUUAAUGGGACGACGGAUCCGGAUGAGAGGUUUAAUGAUCGUACUGCGGCGCAGUAUUCGAAGCGGGUGGAGAAGGAGAAGUUGGGACAUACGAUGGGGAAUCCGAAUCUGUUGUAUGAGAGUAAGCUCGUUAACAGCUUUGAGCCGACGGGUGUGCCGGAUGGCAUCGAGAUCACGCGUUGCACGGGCGAGGAGAAAUGA